CGGCAUGAAAUAUUCGAUCGGAUGAUUACAGUUGCCGAGGCAUUGAUGACUAAAAACAAUAAAAACCAGGAUAUGUGAUACUAUUUGGGAUCAGAUGCGACUAGAUGAUGAAAACGUGAUUAAAGAAUACCAUAGGACAUUCUGAGCGUAAAGCAAAGAAAUAUACAAAAUGGCAGCUAUUGAUGGAUCUCCGAUAUCAGAUUUUUACGUGGGUCGGAGUAUAUUUAUAACUGGUGGUACUGGAUUUAUGGGCAAAGUUCUUAUAGAGAAACUGAUACGAUCAUGUCCAGGCGUGAAGACUAUAUAUGUACUGAUCAGACCCCGCAAAGGCCAAGAUGCCCAACAAAGGCUGGACAAUCUGCUUAAAACUAAAUUAUUCGAUGCAGUCAGAAAGACAAACCCAGACUUUCACUCGCACUUGUUGCCAAUAGAUGGAGAUAUGUUAGAGGAAAACCUGGGUAUCAGCGAUCAUGACGUACAUAUUCUCCAGAACGAGGUUUCUAUUGUGUUUCAUUCGGCAGCUACAGUAAAGUUCGAUGAACAAUUAAAGUUGUCUGUUCAGAUGAAUGUGUUAGGUGUACAGAAAAUAAUUGAAUUAUGUCAAAAGUUGACAAAAUUAGAGGCACUUGUACAUGUGUCAACGGCAUAUGCAAACUGUGACAGACAACACAUAGCAGAGCUUGUCUACCCACCCCCAUUGCAGCCUCAGAAAAUACUAGAUGCCAUGGACUGGAUGGAUGAUGAGGUAGUGACGACACUAACACCAAAGCUGAUAGGAAACAGGCCCAACACAUACACCUACACGAAAGCUAUGGCUGAGUACCUGCUUGUAGAGACAUGUGGGGAACUACCUGUGGCCAUCAUAAGGCCCUCAAUAGUGGGAUGCUCAUUCCAAGAACCCAUGCCUGGAUGGGUGGAUAACUUCAAUGGACCAGCAGGGAUCAUUGCUGCUAUUGGAAAGGGAGUCCUCCGUUCAAUGCUGGGUGAUCAUGACAAGACAGCCGACUUAAUCCCUGUAGAUAUGGCAGUCAAUUGUAUGAUAGCAGUCGCUUGGCAACGGGCAACAACAAACCCUAGCAAUGUUCCAGUGUAUAACUGCACCACUGGUCAAAUAAACAGAAUGACCUGGGGAACCAUGGAACGUCUUUCCUUUAAUAGCCUUAUGAAUAAUCCACUAGAUGGAAUUGUUAGAGUGCCAAACCCAAGAUUCACUAAAAGCUGGUUAAAACGUGACUUCUGUCUGUUCUUCGACCACUACUUACCUGCACUUCUCCUAGAUAGCUGGCUCUUCAUCUCAGGCAGAAAACCAGUAUUCCGUAAAGUAAAUGACAAGAUUAUCAAAGCAUCGGCAAGUCUUGAGUUCUUCACAACCAAUGAGUGGGAGUUUUGUAACGACAACAUCUGUGCUCUUCAAGCGAAACUUUCAAAAACAGACAGAACAACUUUUAGCUUCGAUGUGAAGAGAAUCAAUUGGCCCCUGUAUAUGGAGAAUUAUUGUUUGGGGGUGAAAAAAUUUGCCUUGAAAGAACAGUUAUCCAACCUGCCUGCUGCUAGAAAGGCACUCAACAGGUUAAAGAAGUUAACAAUGGCAUUUAACUUUAUAAUAGCAAUCCUGAUAUGGAGGUUUGGGCUCACCAGAUUGACUGUAGUUCGCAACUUGUGGCAAUUCUUACUUAAGCUAGCCACUAGUUUUCUAACCAGGAUCCCAGGAUUUGCCAAAUCUAGUUGAAGGAUCACGUCCAUGUUUCCGAAGCAAUGCAGUAGAAACCUGAUACAGGGUGGCCCAUCAUUCUGUAAAGUGACCCAUCAGCUUUAUUAUAAUGUAAAGUUGCUAGGGAUAAUUGAGCAAUAUUAAGGAUCACCCUGUAGUUUAUAGAAACAAUCUUUUGUGUUAUAAGAUGCAAUGUUCAGUGUCAGUUUUAUGUCGGUAGUAUAUGAUCAAGGAAGGUUGGCUCAUAGAAUGCAAUCUCGAUAUUUUCUAACAAUGGAUCCGAUCUUGAAGGGUGUCGUGAUGUUCACUUCAAAUUUUAAAUUGCGAGUUUUGGUUUUAUUAACAAAAAAUGCAAAACACACAAGCAGUGAUGAUCGAGAUAUUAGCCUAGCUCGAAACGUUUGGAUUAUUGAUUAUGAAUUCAUAACCAGUUU
This is a messenger RNA of Owenia fusiformis, 2145 nucleotides long. Lineage: Eukaryota; Metazoa; Annelida; Polychaeta; Sabellida; Oweniidae. The record is from the annotation of a GenBank genome assembly.